Micropterus dolomieu (smallmouth bass) is the source of this 3225-nucleotide messenger RNA. RefSeq names its product pentraxin-4 (gene ptx4). The record is from RefSeq and is a predicted model, not a curated record. Lineage: Eukaryota; Metazoa; Chordata; Actinopteri; Centrarchiformes; Centrarchidae. The coding region runs from base 11 to 2152 and encodes 713 amino acids. The transcript has 4 exons.
CCACUGCAACAUGGGCAGCUGUAGGUCAGGCCACUGGCCCCUGAUCGUGGUCCACAUGCUUCUGCUGCAAAUUCAGCCAGUUAAGGUAAAGGGAGUUGAUGCUGUGUCCCAGAAACUACGACGACUCAAUGAACAGUUCCAGCAGUUCCAGACGCAGACCCAGGCCCGUUUGAACAUGCUGGCCCUGAACCAGAACAGGAACGCCUCGAGGUGGCUGGAGAGCCGUGUACAGGUCCUGAGUGACCACUUGCACCACAUGUCACAGGACCUCGACCACCUCAAGCAGAGCACAACACAGGAGAUCAAGGGUCUCAGAGAGUGGGGGAGGAAGCUCGAGAAGAAGAGUAAGCGAAUGGAGGGUCGUCUGGCAUUGAUGGAGAGGAGCCUAAGGGAGAACCGCCGCCACGCCCAGAAACAGAAGCCUGAUUCAGGUCAGGACUUCUCCAACCUCACCCUGGAGCUGCAGAGCCAAGAGGAAAGGCUGGCCGCCCUUCAGGUACAGCGCGAUGAGCUGCUUGUGGGGCUGAAGGGGUUGCAAGAAUCCCUAAAAAAACAGGCGCUGCGAGUGAACCGGCUAGAAGGCCGACUCGGUGAGGUCCUGCAGGGGAAUGAAAGAGGGAACAACAGAGGGCCGUGGAGGACGGGAGAAACCCUCAACUCCAACAACACACCUCAGGAAUACUAUGAACCACGCAGGAGAAGCCAGACACAUAGAGGUGGGAGGCCUGGAAGGAUUCUGGAUGGACAAACCCAAUCUAGACCAGAGGGUAUCAGCUAUUCCCAGACUGAUGAUCAUUCACAGGCCACAGCUCAGAGCAGCAAAACCCCACAGCCCUAUCUGUUCCAGGUGACACCAAAGCAGCCUAAACAUUCAAAGGCCCAGAAGACAAGACCUCAUCCAGAAUCUCAUUCACAGAUACAAGUCCAGUAUCUAAACCCUAAAUCCCAGUCCACAGAUUACUUGCCUCAGCCUGACCUUUACCGUCCCCAGUCACAAAACCAUGUUCAGGCUCAGACAAGGCCUUACCCUAUCCACCAUGAGCAGCUCCAGUCACACCACACUGCGCCUUAUCUUCAUGCCCAGAUCCAGCCCCAGGUCCAAGAGCGAUCCCAUCAGAGACACCCUGAGUUACACAACCCCAAUCACCCCUCUUCGCCCCAGCCCCUGUCCCAGGAUCCAACCCAUCCUGAACUCGCCACAGACAGACAGAGCAGAACCAGAGUGGGGGCCCCACAAACCCAGGCUUCAGAUGUUCUCCCUCGGCCCAAGUCUGAGUCUUCUCAGCCUAGAGUGAGUAGGUGGGAUGGAGGACAUGGGGAAGAAAGUGACACAAAAGUAGAGCCUUCAGUGAUCCACAACCUCCUUCAGCUUCCUGUGAGGCAAAAGAUCCCUGCACAACCAGUUCCCAAAAAGGAUGCAAUCAUCUGUAAUGUGGACUCCAUGCUGUUCUUCCCCUCGGCCUCAGCGGUGAACUAUGUCACCUUCUCCCAGACUCUCCCCGACCUUCCUGAACUUUCUGUGUGUUUGUGGCUCCGUGUGGAAGCCUUACAUGUUGGCACACUGCUCUCGUAUGCCACAUAUGACAACGACAACCAAUUGGUUCUGUAUGGACGCAACUCUUCUGCCUCAUCUGCAUCCUUCUCUGCUUCUCUCUCAUCUUCCCACACCUCCUACUCCUCCUCUCUGUUCUCGCCUUCUUCCUACGCCUCUUCUUAUUCCCCCUCCGUGGACUUUGUCAUUGGAGACCCUGUCUAUCGUCGACUCCCUCUGUCAUCGCUCCUGGAUGCUCGCUGGCACCACCUCUGCGUCCUCUGGUCUUCCAUCCAGGGACGUUUCUGGCACUACAGUGACCGGCGCCUCACCUCCUCUGGCUCCAACUUCAGAAAGGGCUGGGAGAUUCCGGGAGGUGGAUCAGUGGUGCUGGGGCAGGAGCAGGACACUGUUGGUGGAGGGUUUGACCCUGCAGAGGGUUUUGCUGGGCAGGUGGCAGGGUUCAGGGUGUGGAAUCGGGUGCUGAGUUCUUCAGAGGUGGAAGGGGUGGCAGAAGGAAGAGGUGUGCCCAGAGGGGUGGUGCUUAGCAUGGAAGACAUAAAGGAGGUACAUGGGGAGGUGCAGCAGGUGUCAUGUGAAUGUUUAGAGCACUGUGUGUGAUAAAGUUACAGAGGAGGAUUCAAAUAAAGAGUUUCGUUCCUAAACAUGAUUUCUAUAGGGAAUCUUAAUUGUCUCUUGCUUGUCUGCCUCUUAAAAGUGUUUUCUUUUGGAUUCAAUUUUUUUUAUUUCUCCAGUGUACCACACAGUGGUAUAUUUUUAUUGGACGAAUAUCUUAUCCUACCUAACAAAGCACUGGCAUGCCGUCAGUUUUUAUUUAUAACACAUUAAAUCUGGUGGUUCUCAAGCAUCAAGUGCCUCUUCAGAAGCCAAAAAAAGUUCAUGCCCCCCCAUCACAGCAAAAGUGGAUUUCAUUUUUAUCAAUCAUUAACAAAACAGGCAAUUGAAAUAAACAAGAUUCUGGUCAGUAAAAUAGCCUUGCUAGCAUCAGAGCAAUUUUUAUUAUUAUUUAUUUAUGUCACCACGUGAAUCAAUUUCAUGCAACUUUAGGUCCGCUCAACAUCUACGACCCCCCUGAAGUGGCUCUACGUACCCCCUGGGGGGGCCUGUCUCCCAGUUUGAGGACCACUGCUUUAAAUGAAAUAUGCAAACUUAUCAACACAACAAUGUCUUGCUCAUUAGCAGGGUUUAUGAUUCAUGCAAUAAAAACUUGAGUUUGAUCCACCAAGAUAAAAGUGUGCUUGUAAAUGUAAUGUUAAUGUCUGUUAUUUUCAUGCCAUAUUAUAUUAUUAUUUGUUUAUAUUAUAUUUUGUAGGGUGGCUAUCACACUGUGGAAAGGUAAUUCAGAAUGAAACUCUUCAAAAAGCGGCUUUAAUGUGUUUUUUUGUACAAUUGCUACUCCUCUGUGUAGCGUUAGACGGACAUAAUAGGUUAAAUAAUAAAACAGCCUAUUAUUAAUGUUACUUGUGACAUUUAAAAAAAACAGGAUUGAAGUUAAAGGGAGCGAAAAAUACCUUGUUUAUCAGUGAUGCUGCACUUGAUUUCUAACGUGUUUGUGGAUGUCUUUGAACUUUGUUUUAAGCCACAGUAUGACUGCAGAUAUGGAUAUCUGUGUCUUUUGGAUUGUCAGUAGAAAUGUGUAAUACAUUUAUCUGAAUAAAUGUAGUAAAUCUCAA